Messenger RNA from Microtus oregoni (creeping vole), 993 nucleotides. RefSeq names its product olfactory receptor 12-like. The coding region runs from base 1 to 993 and encodes 330 amino acids. The transcript has a single exon. Gene Ontology annotation, molecular function: olfactory receptor activity; odorant binding; G protein-coupled receptor activity. NCBI's taxonomy places the organism in Eukaryota, Metazoa, Chordata, Mammalia, Rodentia, Cricetidae. The record is from RefSeq and is a predicted model, not a curated record. Gene Ontology annotation, biological process: sensory perception of smell; G protein-coupled receptor signaling pathway. Gene Ontology annotation, cellular component: membrane.
AUGUCCAAACCAGUCCACAGAAAUGGAAAUCUAUCAGCAGUGUCCUUGCAGGGGUUUGUGCUGGUGGGAUUCGGAGGAAGUGCAGAGACCCAGGCCCUGCUCUUUGCUGUCUUCCUGCCUCUGUACAUGCUGACCAUCCUGGGCAACCUCACCAUGAUCACAGUCAUCACCCUGGAUACCGGCCUGCACUCCCCCAUGUACUUCUUCCUCAAGAACCUGUCCUUUGUCGACCUCUGCCUCUCUUCUGUUAUUGUGCCCAAUACUCUAGCCAACAUUUUCUCCUCUUCCAAGGUCAUCAGCUUUGAGGGAUGUGCCACUCAGCUCUUCCUUUUCACCUUGUUGGGUGCCACCGAAGCUGUACUCUUAGCUGUGAUGGCAUAUGACCGUUUCAUGGCCAUGUGCAGUCCUUUAAGAUACUCUGUGAAUAUGUGCCCUACAACCUGUGCCCAUUUGGUUCUGGGUACCUUCUGUGUUGGCUGCCUGAACGCCAUUGUCCAGACAAGCCUCACAUUCCAGCUGCCCUUCUGCAGCUCCAACCACAUCGAUUACUUCUUCUGUGAUGUGCCCCCACUGAUCAAGCUAGCCUGUGAAGACACGACUCUCAAUGAACUUGUCAUGUUUGGUAUCUGUGGGUUCAUCAUUGUGUGUGCUGUUCUUGUGGUCAUCAUCUCUUAUGGCUACAUCACAGUGACCAUCCUCAGAAUGCAGUCAGGGUCAGGGCGGCACAAGGUCUUCUCUACCUGUGGCUCCCAUAUGACAGCUGUAUCCUUGUUUUAUGGAACUGGUUUUGCUAUAUAUGGCCAGCCAGGAGGUAUGGCAUCCAUGGAGCAGGGCAAGUUGGUCUCCAUCAUCUACACCCUGGUGAUCCCCAUGCUCAACCCCCUCAUCUACAGUCUGCACAACAAGGAUGUAAAGGAUGCCCUGAGGAGGCUGGGACAGAGGCACAGUCUGGUGAAGAAGAGUGGCUGGUGUCAGCAUCAGGGAAUAUGCUAG